AUGUCAGAUGCAGCUCAAUACUCUCUCCAAAGCUCUCUGCGACGGCCUCGAACUCGCUGGAAAAUUCCUAGUCUCCAGCCGUUGGAACGUCUACAAGAACCUUGCAAGCUUUUUGACAAUGGAGUUAAGUGGUGCCACCAACGGAAGCUUGCAAGCUUUCAAUUCUCAACAAAAGUUUUACAAGAGUUUAGUACUGUAAGCUUCAAGUCAAAUGGUGCUAAACUAGCCAAAAAGAUUUCCUUACUAGCAGCUGCUGAGGAAACCAUGGAUUUGCAGGAUCUGUUGAUGAGAUCGACAUUAGAUUUGAUGUUUAAGGUGGGGUUUGGGUUUGAUCUUGAUACUCUAUCGGGUUCAAUUGAGGCAAGCAAUCAGUUUAUGGAAGUGUUUGAUGAAUCAAAUGGUUUAUUAUAUUGUCGAUUUGUGGAUCUUCUAUGGAAGGUGAAAAGGUGGGCUGGUCGUAUGAUUCAAGCAGAAUCUGAGGAAACAGAGCGUGAUGUGUAUCUGCAGAGGCUGAUGGAUCUUCCCAAUCAGUAUUUGGUGGUACUCCCAAAUCUUCAAUUGGAUAAGACUCAGAGAGACAAGAACAGAGAAUGUUUGAUGAUAUUUUUGGGAUGUUUUGAUGUAUGUGAAGAUGACGUGGCUGUUAGCCCAACUGGACAAGAUGAGAAUCUAUUAAGCCUUUUAAUGGCUCUUUUUCACUCUUCACAGUUAUCAGCUGGUGGUGGAAGUGAAGUGAGUGAUGAUGCAACAAGUUGGGAAAUAAUAGAGGGUGAAGAUAAUGAAAUGGAAAAUAUUCAAAAGGCACUAGAGAAUGGACCAGAGAUGAGUGUUGAUACAGAUAAGCAAACAACUAAAAGCAUUCAGACAAAUGGUGCACUUUCUAUACCCUUAGCAUCCCUUGGAUUCAUGACAAGGAGGUUGGCAUUGGACCUAAAGUUGGUUGCUAAUAUAGGAACAGUGGGUGCUCCAAAUGCAGGAAAAAGAAUAUUUUUAUGUGUUAUUAGUGCUGACAUGUAG
This is a messenger RNA of Lactuca saligna, 1017 nucleotides long. The record is from the annotation of a GenBank genome assembly. NCBI's taxonomy places the organism in Eukaryota, Viridiplantae, Streptophyta, Magnoliopsida, Asterales, Asteraceae.